Molecule: messenger RNA, 1123 nt
Organism: Phaedon cochleariae (mustard beetle)
Lineage: Eukaryota; Metazoa; Arthropoda; Insecta; Coleoptera; Chrysomelidae
Source: the annotation of a GenBank genome assembly
AUAGUGGUUAACAUAAUAUCAAUUGAUUUGAGUAACUUAAAUAGAGUAAAUAUGUCGCAAGUACUGAAAGUUUUUUCUAUUUUUAUUCUAAUGUAUACUGCGGAUGCUUUGCAGUGCUUGAAUGAAAAUGGGAGUCCUGUAGAUUGGGCUUACGUCUACAAACUUCCACGGUCUGAAAAAUCUGAUAAUGAACUGAUAAAGAAAGGAGUUGCCUAUAUUUACAUGACUUCCGACAAAAUUCGAUGGACUCUUUCAAAAUUUGGUAUAGACGAUGAUGCAUCAAUACUGUCGAAACAUAUAAAAAUUCACCUCGAAAAGAAGGAUGAUUUGACUCAUCUCGUAUACAAUGAUGUAUUACCGAACGGAGAAGAGAAUAAAACAGCAGGACAUACCAAAGGUCUCAUUUUGGCAGACUCAGACGGAGGUCUUUGGGCCACUGGCACUAUACCUGGAUAUCCUGGUCCCGAUAUGACAUAUCCAGAAAUUGGCAAGAUAAAAGGAGAAUUCUUCAGUUGUGUUUCGAUGGAUUUGAAGAAUCUGGAUAAUGCUGGUCCUGCACUCAGAUGCAGAGAGGCCCAAAUAUACGAUUCCCAUAUAGCCACUGGUAUGGAGGCAUCAUUGCCUAUGCUGUCAUCUGUCAUAAAAGGAGAACCUUCUAAAGCCAAUGCUACAAAGGUUAAGGUAGACUUUCUGAGUUCUAGAGAUGGAAUGAGAGUCGGUAUCUUAUCAAAAUCCAGUGAACUUAAUGGAGACAUAUACAAGAAAGUGAUUGGAACUCUUGUUUUGGAAGACCUUUACGUUCGAAGUGCAAUUUCUAAAGAAGACGGUUUGCCAUCUGACUGCAAAGCUCCAAGGGUGCUGAACAUUGAAUCAAUAUUCAUAAAAGCAGCUGGAAUGACGAUCCCUAAUGAAGAAGACAACGCAAAGUGGGCUAUGGGUAAUUCCUUUAUAGGUUCAUGGAUUUGCAUUGGAGAUAUGGACAGAAACGAGAGCGAAAAACACAGGGGAGGCGGUGCCUUUUGCAUGUUGAGCAAAACAGUGGUUAAACAGUUCAACAAAAUGAUCAGAUCAGUCGAAGAAUGUCCUUGAAUAAAGUGGGCAAGAUUAAUUUAGCAUUGUUCAA